Messenger RNA from Juglans microcarpa x Juglans regia, 1050 nucleotides. RefSeq names its product deoxycytidylate deaminase. Gene Ontology annotation, molecular function: hydrolase activity; zinc ion binding. The transcript has 9 exons. NCBI's taxonomy places the organism in Eukaryota, Viridiplantae, Streptophyta, Magnoliopsida, Fagales, Juglandaceae. The record is from RefSeq and is a predicted model, not a curated record. Bases 181 to 855 code for a protein of 224 amino acids.
AGUUUUUACAACGAAUCCUGGUUCUGGCGCGCGUGCUUUUCAGUCUCCUGUUUUUUCCAUUUUAACUUUCCCGCUGCUUUCUCUCAGCAGCUGUGAUAGAGAAGCAGAAUUUUCUCGGGAAAGUGACCUUGAACCUCUCCCCCCACAAAUCUUCUAGCAUUUCCUUCCUCAUCGAAGUCCAUGAACUCCCGUGAACUCGCUCUGGUCUCCACGGCCACUGUAUUAGGUGCUUUAGCAUCUGCACUUGCUUUCCGCUUCUUCCUCGUCCCCAAAAAUCACUUUUCCAGAACCAGUUCCUCACGGAACGGCGUCGUCUCGAAUAAAAGCACUUCUCGUAGCCCCUUCGAUCCCUCCAAACGCGACGGAUAUCUGUCAUGGGAUGAUUAUUUUAUGGCAAUUGCAUUUUUGUCAGCUGAGAGAUCCAAAGAUCCUAACAGGCAGGUUGGUGCAUGCUUGGUGAGUCAAAAUGGUGUUAUUCUCGGGAUUGGCUAUAAUGGAUUUCCGAGAGGCUGUGCUGAUGACAAGCUUCCUUGGGCAAAGAAAUCUAAAACUGGGGAUCCUUUAGAGACAAAGUAUCCUUAUGUUUGUCAUGCUGAAGUCAAUGCUAUCCUUAAUACAAAUCACGCUUCUGCUGCUGGGCAGAGGCUUUACGUGACCAUGUUUCCUUGCAACGAAUGUGCCAAGAUAAUUAUUCAGGCAGGUGUUUCUGAAGUUAUAUAUUUUGUGGAGAAGAGGCUAAGUAAUACAGACAUUGCAUAUAUAGCAUCUAACAAACUACUGUCAAUGGCCGGUGUAAAAGUCAGGAAACACCAACCCCAGAUGAAUGAUAUUUUAAUCAAGUUUGAGGAGCCCUAGUUUUCAGUUUUCAUUUAGAAUAUAUAUCUUCUAACGUGAUCAUCACUUGUAUUUUAUGCCCACUAGACUCAUCGACUCAUCUUGUUCUGCAAGUCUGUUUCUGAUUGUUACAACUUACAACUUAGAUUUUUCUUGCACAUCCUUUGUUCAAUUUGAGUUCAAUUAUGGAAUAUAAUCACUAAAAGACUUUUGGCA